AUGACUAAUAAUUUUGUUCAACUUGCAAUUCCUAAGUUUGAUGGAUAUUAUGAUCAUUGGUCUAUGCUUAUGGAAAAUUUCCUACGCUCAAAAGAAUAUUGGAGUUUGGUGGAAACUAGAAUUCCUGUCGCAGUAGAAGGAGUGGAGCUUACUGAAGCACAAGGAAAAUUAUUUGCAGACCAGAAGCUAAAAGAUUUGAAGGUCAAGAAUUAUUUAUUUCAAGCCAUUGAUCGAAAUAUUAUGGAAACAAUUCUCAACAAAGACACUGCCAAACACAUUUGGGACUCUAUGAAGCAGAAGUAUCAAGGUUCCACAAGAGUUAAAAGGGCACAACUCCAAGCCCUUAGGAAGGAGUUUAAGAUUCUACAUAUACAAGAAGGUGAGAGUGUUGAUGCAUACUUCGCUCGAACUCUUACUAUAGCAAACAAGAUGAAGAUUCAUGGUGAAAACAUGCAGCAAGUGGUGAUUAUUGAAAAGAUCUUACGAUCAAUGACCUCUAGGUUCGAUUAUAUUGUUUGUUCCAUUGAAGAGUCUAAUAACAUAGACAUCUUAAGUCUUGAUGAGUUACAAAGCAGCUUAUUGGUCCAUGAGCAGAGGAUGAAUAGACAUGGAAGCGAUGAGCAAGCAUUAAAGGUGACCUACGAUAAGAUUGGUGAAGAUGCAGGGAGAGGGAGAGGUAGAGGAAGAGGCAGAGGGAGAGAGCUAGAAGAGAAAGAAGAAUUAUUGCUGAUGUCAUAUGUCAAGCUUGAUCAAGCAAUGCGAGAAGAUGUUUGGUUCCUUGACUCGGGGUGUUCUAAUCAUAUAUGUGCACACAAGGAGUGGUUCUCGUAUCUUGAUGAAGAAUUUCGGACUUCUGUGAAGCUCGGGAAUAAUUUCACAAUGACUGUAAUGGGAAAGGGUAACAUCAGGCUGCAAAUUGUUGGAGCUACUCAGAUAGGGGCAUCUAAGUUUCAAGGGUUUGAGAACGUUGCAAUACAAGCAAAUGGUGAGAGGGUUGCCACAAUUGAAGGAAUCAUCCAAAAUUUGCACUGA
This is a messenger RNA of Zingiber officinale, 1032 nucleotides long. RefSeq lists its product as uncharacterized. The coding region runs from base 1 to 1032 and encodes 343 amino acids. The transcript has 3 exons. Lineage: Eukaryota; Viridiplantae; Streptophyta; Magnoliopsida; Zingiberales; Zingiberaceae. The record is from RefSeq and is a predicted model, not a curated record.